UUCAUCUUCGCCCCGUCUCCAUAUUCUUCGGCUUGCCCUAGCUGAUUCCACUCGCCGUCAGGUAGGUUUCUCUCCAAUUAAAUCAGUCUUCUGAAAUUCUUCAACGUUUUGCUGCCUCCGCUCGCCGUCAUCUCCUCCGGAUCUCUUCUCCAAUUAAUUUGGAUGCAUGAAGAUGAAUUCAACCGUUGAAACGUUGCAACCUCCGACCGUUCGGUGGCUGUAAGAUGACUGUCGCAUAUUCUCUUUCUCCCUUAUAUAUUAUUCUCACAUGUUUUUCCUUUAGCUCUUUUGUUUAUGGAUCUCUACUUCAGCGAACCUGUGAAUCUCGACACCAUUUUGGCUUCAAAUUUAGGAUUAUUUUCAUAACUUGUCCGCAUCUAACAUAUUGAGGUUGUGAUUGUUCCUGCUUUUUUACCAUCUACUUCUGGCCUCAGCCUGAGGUGCCGCUUACUGUUGGCGGCUUGCUGCAUUCAUUGGGCUUAGGAAAAUAUUCCAUCAACUUCCAGGCGGAGGAGAUUGACAUGGCAGCGCUAAGGCAAAUGGGAGACAGUGACCUGAAAGAGUUGGGGACACCCAUGGCUGGAACUUGGGAGGAAAAAAAUCUAAAUUCAUGGGCAAAUGGUAGAAUUAAGGAGCUUCUUAGUUCGAUGUCCUUGGAGUUUUCUAAAGGAAAAGCAGCUAUUGACGAAGUUACCAAAUGUUCAGGGGAUGCGUUUUUGAUCACGGUGCGGAACAAAAAAAGAGUUGGCUACACAUUUGAGUUGACAUUGAGAUUCGAAGGUGAGUGGUCAAUCAAAGAUCAAAAAGAAAAGAUCAAAGGCCAUGUAGAUAUUCCUGAAUUUUCAUUUGGUGAACUAGAUGACUUGAAGAUAGAGUCACGGAUUAGCAAUGACAUUUCUGCAGAGGUUAAGGCACAGAUUAGCGAGGACCUGCAGUCUUUCCUGGAACCAAUUCGCAAGAAACUUUCCCAGUUCGAGCAAGAACUGAAAGAUAGGUAGCAUAUUAACCAUGAUUAGUGCCCAAUUUUUUUUUUUAUAUUACGUCAUUUAUAUAAGCUUUGAAUUGUAUAAGAACCAGAAUUUUAAGCUAGCUUUGUUCAUUUAUGUGGGGAUGAACUCUGAACGAUGUAGACGUUAUGUACACUUGGCUUUUAAUUUGAGGACUAUUUUAACAUGCUGCAA
This is a messenger RNA of Dendrobium catenatum, 1181 nucleotides long. Its product is annotated as activator of 90 kDa heat shock protein ATPase homolog 2. NCBI's taxonomy places the organism in Eukaryota, Viridiplantae, Streptophyta, Magnoliopsida, Asparagales, Orchidaceae. Gene Ontology annotation, biological process: positive regulation of ATP-dependent activity; protein folding. The record is from RefSeq and is a predicted model, not a curated record. Gene Ontology annotation, cellular component: cytosol. The transcript has 10 exons. The coding region runs from base 522 to 998 and encodes 158 amino acids. Gene Ontology annotation, molecular function: protein-folding chaperone binding; ATPase activator activity.